Molecule: messenger RNA, 996 nt
Organism: Anopheles funestus (African malaria mosquito)
Lineage: Eukaryota; Metazoa; Arthropoda; Insecta; Diptera; Culicidae
Product: THUMP domain-containing protein 1 homolog
Exons: 1
Coding region: 1-981 (326 amino acids)
Biological process (GO): tRNA modification
Molecular function (GO): RNA binding
Source: RefSeq, a predicted model, not a curated record
AUGUCUGAGGCAAAGAAAAUUAAACUGAAUUCCUCUGGAACGGAACAUCACAACAGGAAUAGGAAAAUGGGCAAACGGAACUAUUACGCAAAGGCAAACGAGCAUGGUAAAGGUGACACAAUGAGAGAUCGCUGCAUGAAACCGGGCCAUCGUGGGUUUCUAGUAACGUGCAACGGGCAUGUUCGCGAUUGCGUUCGUGAUAGUUAUCGCAUCUUGAACGCUUAUGCAGAUGAACUGUAUGGUGCAAUGGACAAAAGCACUUUGCGCGAUGAAGAGCAACAAACCGAAGUAGCUAGUGAUGAAGAGGACAUUUCGAUUAAGCUUCAGAAGGAGGCAGAGGCCGCCGGAAAACAGCAGCACAACAAAUCCUUCCGCUUCCAGAGCGUGGAGAGUGGAGCCUUGAAUUGUCUCUUCAUUCAAACGUCUUUGCCGGAUCCGAAUGAGUUAACGUACAAACUUAUGAAAGAGUUGAGCGAUACUAAACAACACAAAUCUCGCUUUAUACUGCGAAUGUUACCGAUCCUCACUGUAUGUCGUGCGAACCUAAAGGAUAUUAUCGAUGCUGUUGGGAAGCUAAGCGACCAGUACUUCCUGAAGGAGCCGAAAACGUUUGCGAUUUUAUUUAACCGUCGGUUAAACAAUGAUUUGUCUCGGGACGAUGUAAUCCGCGAACUGGCGGAACUAAUCGCUGCCAAAAACUCAGGUAAUAAGGCGAACCUGAAAAACCCGGAUCUAGCGGUAAUCGUCGAAGUGAUCAAGGGACUGUGUUGUAUCGGCAUCCUUCCCGAAUACUACCAGCUGCGGAAAUAUAACUUGGUGGAACUAGUUGCUCCACAGAAUCAAAACAGCGCACCAGCUUCACAAGAACCUGCAGUUGCUAAGACGGAUGAGUUGGCUCCAGAACGUGACCAGAAAAAUGCGCCAGUUGAUGAGCAGGGUGAAUCUUUGGAAAAAAAGUACAACUUUGCCGGCAAGUGUUGAGUAAGAUACUUUAUA